Acipenser ruthenus (sterlet) is the source of this 11974-nucleotide messenger RNA. It is a transcript of the gene gpatch8, whose product is annotated as G patch domain containing 8. Gene Ontology annotation, cellular component: nucleus. Gene Ontology annotation, molecular function: nucleic acid binding. Lineage: Eukaryota; Metazoa; Chordata; Actinopteri; Acipenseriformes; Acipenseridae. The transcript has 8 exons. Bases 4677 to 8813 code for a protein of 1378 amino acids. The record is from RefSeq and is a predicted model, not a curated record.
UGUCUCUUAGGGUUUCCUGUAAAGCUUCUCUCUGUCCUUUCUUCCGACACAGUGAUACGGUGUACAGUACCCUCUGUCAUCCCGUGCUGGCAUGGUGCUUGUGCAACUGGAAUUGCAUUUUCUGACGAGGCAUGUAGAUAAUAUUGCAGGAGGAUUCUCAUUGACACCAGCCUUCCACAAAAAAAGAACUAAAAUGAAAUCUGUAGAAAUAAAAAUACAUAAUGAAUUUUCCAGAAUGUAGGCCUUUCUGAAAGUUUAAAAGUUCGAAAUUCAGUGGAUACACUUAAUUUUUAGGUGGUUUAAAGUUUGCAGCAUUUAAACCUCAUGGUUGCUGAUUACUGCAAUGCCAUUCCAUUAAAUGGGACCCAAUUUUAUAAUUAAUGGUACAGUAUUAGAAUUCAUCUUCGGAUUUGUGGAAUAUCUGCUGUACAGGACAUCAGACUGUGGAUGGGUUCAACUUUUUGACAGGAUCCUUAGGGAUUUUGACAAUAAAUCAUGCUUUUCUCAUUCCUAAUGCCUGUAAGCAGGUGGCUGGAGUGGAAUACAAGCGUGUGAGUGCACAAUUAGCCAAGUAAGGGUGAUUUUUAACUGACCCUUUUGGAGAGACAAUAUUGACAUUUAUUGGCUUGCUUUUAGGUUUGCUGUUGCAGCCAAACCCCCAUGAAAAACCCUAUGCUUUGAUUUUAACCACUGUUUCCUUCAAGGUCAAAGCAGUAGCGUGGGUCGAGUGCAAUUUGCAUUACACCAUCACAAAUAACAGAACAGGUCAACUUUGAUUUAAAUUGAAAAAAAAAAUUGUCAAGGCAACUAAUUAAAUAUAAAAAAAACUUUGACUGAAAUUCAUCCAGAAAAUGUUGUGCACACAGCCCCAUCCUGGGAAGUAAGAGAACGUGAUCCAGAGUACGUAGCACAAAGAUGACGGGGCCAGUGAAUCCCAGCGCCUGUAAAUGUAAUCUACAGAGCAGAUUACUUUUCCACCAGUAGGUUGUCUGUUACUGUAUCGCCUGUGAAACAUUUCCAAAACAUAGAACGUCAUGGGAAAAAUCUGUAUCGCCUCUGCUAAUGACAGAAUAAUAUUUGAAAUAGCCUUGUUUGCCAAGAAGAGAUGUUUAAAUAGGAUAGAGAUGCAGGCUAUGGAGUGUGUCCAAGCUCCUGGGUCUCUCCUGUCACUCUGUCUAGGGGGGUGUCACCACGAUAGAAACCCAUCAGCCAUGGGUUAGAUAUUUAUUCAUGUUCUCCUGACAUAUGGGCCUCCACUAAUUUAGUUCAUCCAUACAUUCAACAAGAUACUGCCCUUAAUGUUAAUGUUAUUUAAGCAAUUUUAGUGUUCAGGCCUUGAAUGUUAGCAGGGGCUAAUUUGGCUUUAGAAUUUCUAUAUAAGUGUGGGUUCAGAAAAACUGAAUUAUUACUGGGUGCAGAUGAAUUUGAAGUUUAGCAAUCCAGUACAGCUACUUACCCAUAAAUUCAGCCAGCCAUUAGACUGUUAAACAUAUAUACAUAUAAUAAUAAGUAUAAAAGACCAGGUACUUAAAACCUAAUGAGAACAAGGAAAGAGAGUUGGCCUGAUUGCCAUGUGGACGAGGUGUCUCCUGCAGUAUUAUCUAUUGAGAUGCGCUGAAGGGUUCGCUCCAGCAUACAGCUCAAGACUUGGGAGAAUUUGAAAACACACUGUGCAGUUCAGUGUAAGAUGACCUUUGACAGCUGGUGGGGAGAAACAUUCUGCAAGCUCAUGGCUCCUCUGACUGCUACCCCCUGCCCACUUAUUUAAGUUCUUUAUUUAUUUCUUGAACAGCACAAAGAUCCUGUAAACUAUGUAGGUAAAGUGAUCAGGCCAGUACAGGGCUUAAAGGCCAUCUGGUAACAUUGAGUGUGAAGAGCUCAGUCUUACUUCUGAUACACAGACACACAGUAUCGCCUUUCAGCCUUUGUCUCCGACAGCAAAUUGUUUCUCUGGUCCUGGGAGGCUGCACUGAGGGGAAACAAUAAGCUCCCCCUGAGCCUGUCACUGGAGCCACAGAUACACUGCUGUAGUAUGCAGGGCCUGACAGCCAGGGGCCUCGGAGCUGCCACCUGCACCAGGGGGGCUCAUCCGGUGUCACUGCCAGAUAAGGGUUUAAUGUCAUCCUUCAGCUGGACUGCAGAAAACAGAACCGUCUCCUAAUUAGCAUUUUAAAAGUCCUUGCAGAAAACCACAAUAACCUUGAAAGACACAAAGAGGGAACAUGAAAACCUGGAUACAAGAAAGAGGUAGAUAAUAUAUGUAGGUAGGUGGAAUACAGGUUGAUUUUGAGAGUGGCAGUAUUCACCAUCGAGCAAUGGUAGGUGCAGGCAACAAUGGGACAUAGACAGCUGACAUAUACUGGAUAUUGCAUUGCCUUCCUAAUAUACAGGCACCAUUCCCCUAGAAGGGUUCCAUUGGAGAGAUAGUGGUCGACAUGAUUAAAAUGAAUUGCAAGAAUGACAAUGAGGCCUGCAUUUAUAGGGUUCGGGGAAAAUCGGCCCAAAACUAGGUCGACCUAAACUAAAUCACUCGGGCCACAGUGAAACUUACAAUCUCGUACAAGCUAAUUUAGGUAGGUUUUAUUUUAUUAUUCAUCCCCAGAAAAAAAUCCUUUUAGUUUUUAUAUAUAUUUUUUUCCUCUGCUGUUUGUUCUUGUUGGGGAGAUGCAGUUUGAAUCGGAGCCAUGUGUUACUGAAAGGCAGGUGGUUGCAGAGGUAAGUCAGGUCUCCCUGGGGCCUGCAGAGUAACAGGAUAGGGCCGCUCAAGUGACAUUUCAUAGCAGCCGGUCGGCUUGGACGCUAUAAAUACUUCAUUUCAAGGAGCUGUAUGCAGUAGCGAUACAGUUUGGCCUCUCUCCCAGCCACUCAUUGUGUGUAAUCUGUAGCCAGCUAGCGGUUCGUGUUUUUGGGGACCUGUUUCUAACAUUCUGCCUUGCAUGCAUAACUGGGUAGCAUUCAGUUCCUGUCACCCUGUAUCAGGUAUACUGUGGGCAGCCCUAGAUACAAUCCACUCAGGAACCUCUGCAAUCGGUGGUACGGGAGCAGAGCAGCACAGACGGGAGAGCACUCCUACAAAUUUAGUCCCAGUGGAAAGUAGCAAAAUAACAGAACUGAACACCAAAGAGCUUCAAAACAGUUCAGAGCAGGAAUUGCAAAGAACGGGCUCAGUUUCACAAACCAGAGCAGUCUGGAACUACAUUCAUAGCAAGAAAAUGUUAUCUUUUAGUCAAUUAAGUCCAGCUGAGCUAAUUUCUGCAAAAACAUACUGUUCUAUCUUAAACAUUUUUUUGUUUAACCACCAAGCUGUUUUUUUCUAGCUAGCUGUUGUGAAAUAGCUCCUGGAUUGACUAAUGCAGAGGGUUGCCAUCAAUGACCUGGGAAUUACUCCAAUGCACAGAGCAACUUUAGCUAUGUGGUAGAUUUUUUGCUAAUGACUCACAGAAAUAGUGGUAUAUUUUUACUGUCUUGCUGUUAAGCAUAAAUGUACCAAUACAUUGGGGGGGAAGGAAAUAGUUUUAUUGCUAAAAUGCAUUAUUUUAUAAAUACAGCCUAGUGUAUACAAAUAAGGUAUAACCCAUGCACAUCUGAAUAGAAAUGGCUAAACUAGACUUGGUGUUCUUCUCGGGUCAAAUUACAUACCCUACCUUUCAAAAGAUUAGAAGUAACCAACGUUUUUGAGAAUGACUGGCCAUUUAUUGACCAUUUUAUCUACCUCAAACCUAUUUAUUGGAGGUGAAAUUAAGACCAGAUGUCCUGUCCAGACAUUUUGCAUGGGGUACAAUCAGGUUUACAAGAAAUGUCUACAUUAUUUUUUUUUUUUUUUAAAACAGUCUAAAAAAUGUGGGGUGUUACAGCACCUCUGACAGCUUGCUCAAUACAAUAUUUUGUAUAUUGUUCAAGGAAGGACGAUUGAACUAUUUAGUGAAAUAGCUGUAUUUCCAUUUUUUUUUAAUUGUCAUUUAAUUCAGAAUCAUUCAUUUGAAUGUUUUCUGAGCAAGCUGUGCUUUUUCUUCUCCAGGCACACAUGCAUGUGGCUGUAGGUUUAGAAUAUUAAAAGCCAAGGUGACCUUUUUUUGUCUUCAGUUCUGCAGUACCGGAAAGAAAAAAAUAAAGCUUGCUAGAACAGCUUGGGCCUCAAGACCACCAGAAACACUAAGAACAUAUUAUAAAAAAUAACUGACAACAUAACAUCAAGUACUAAUUAAAAAAAAAGGUAUAUUUAAAAGUACUACAACAUUACAUUCCUGGGUGCACUUAAUACCAGCGCAUAAGACUAUCUACCCGGUCUUAUUCUUUAUCAAGGGGGGGUAAAAAACUGACAUUUUUAAUCAACACCACAAGCAGCCACUUAGAAUAACAGAAGAAUGUAUCCCUGCAUCUGUCCUGUCUCCAUUGCAAGUAUCUUGAUAGACUUGUUCUCUGCAAGAAAUCUCCAGAGCUGUGGAGUGAGAACAUCCAGCACAAACUUACAAAUAGAACUAGUUGAGGAGGUCCAGAGAAGAAUGGGGGAAGUUAUCUGUGAUAAUAUUGGACACCGGUUACUCCAGAAACAUGGCUGGAAGCUGGGGCAGGGACUGGGGAAAACGAUGCAGGCGUUAUGAUCCCGACCAUGUUGUGGUGAUGGUAAACUUAGUGGCAGGACGGAUCCCGUCCCGAUUAUCCUCAAGUAUGAUGUCAUGGGAAUGGGGAGAAUGGAAAUGGAGCUGGACUAUGCAGAGGAUGUGACGGAGAAGAGGCGAGCUCUGGAGGUGGAGAAGGAGGAUACAGAGGAGCGGAGACAAAAAUACAAGGACUAUGCCGAGAAGGAAAAGGCAAUCGCCAAAGCUCUUGAAGAUCUGAGAGCGAAUUUCUACUGCGAGCUGUGUGACAAGCAGUACCAAAAGCACCAGGAGUUCGACAACCAUAUUAACUCCUACGACCACGCGCACAAGCAGAGACUGAAGGAACUGAAGCAACGUGAAUUUGCCCGAAAUGUUUCCUCAAAAUCACGUCGAGAUGAAAAAAAGCAGGAGAAAGCACUGCGGCGACUGCAUGAGCUGGCAGAGCAGAGGAAGCAGCAGGAUUGCGCCCCAGGGAGUGGUCCCAUGUUCAAAGCCACCACAGUGGCGGUGGAUGAGGAGAGCAGUGAAGAUGGGAGCCUGUACCCUGAUGGUACCGCAGUCCUGGCUGGAGUCAGUGAGGGGAUGCCUGCAGAGGAAAAGGGAACCCCCAGCUGUGGUCAUAUUGUCAGCGUGGCUUCACCCAAGCAGGCAGCCACUGCUACCGUGAGUGUUCCCCCUGUGAAAAACAACUCGACACCCCAGCCCAAAGUGGGAUUCUCCUUCUCGUUUGCCAAGAAGGUCCCGGUGAAGCUGGAGACCACAGCAUCGGUUUUCAAGGAACUGGGCGAGGAGGUGUUGACAGAUGAGUCUCAAAAGGAGGAAGAGGAGAAAACUGGGUGCGACCCCUCAGUACCCCCUAAACUCCCUGACGGAGAGAGCCCUCUGAGCAUCCAGGCUAAGGCAGUCAGUGCGGGGGAGGAGGAACAGCAAGACUCUGAGGGGGGAGCGCUGGCUUCCACACUAUCCAAACUGAAGAUGAUGAUGAAAAGAGAGGAGGGCUCUUCUAAUCAAGAGCCCCAGUAUUACCAUUACAUCCCACCAGCGCACUGCAGUGUCAAACCCAACUUUCAGUUCCUGCUGUUCAUGAGGGCUUCUGAUCAGAGCAGCUGCGGAAAGGAGAGUGAAGAAAGCAGUCGGUGUCCCCAGGACGCCAGGGAAAGGGACAGCAGCAAACAGGGGGAAGGCAGACCAGGGGACAGCAAACUCAAGGAGACUCUGCAAGGAGAUGGCAAGCAAACUGAUUGCAAGCACAAAGAGGAACAACAUUCUCAGAAUCAACAGAGAGCAGCUGCUACAGAGCCAGGGCCCAACAUGGUCAAAGUAAAAGAGAAAAUGGGCUCCCCAAAAGUCACUGCUUCUGAAAAGCAACCAGUGGAAUGCAGCAAGGCUAUUGCAGAGCCAAACGAUGGCCCCCGUCAGCCCACUGGCCCUUUCUUUCCAGUCCUGAGUAAAGAUGAGAGCACCACCCUGCAGUGGCCAUCAGAGCUGCUGGAGUUCACUCGGGCUCAGCCUUCCCUCUCCUACAGCUGCAACCCUCUCUACUUUGAUUUUAAGCUCUCGCGAAACAAAGAUGGCCGGGGGAAGCUAGCCACAGACAAGUCUGGCCCAGUUCGUACUGGAGAGCAGCAAGCUGCGAGCCAAAAAGUCAGACUGGAGGCUGAGAAGCCAACAGGGAAUAUUGGAGAGGGCACAGGGAACAAACCGGAGCAAACAGCUGCGGCAAGUGGAGACGGACAGACAGAACCAGCAUCAACAAGCCCAGCCCCAAAGAAAGACAAAACCCUAAAGGCACACAAGCAGAAAAAGAAAAAGAAGAAACACAAAAAGUCAUCCAAACGAGCAAAGCUGAAGGAGAGGGGCAGCGGGGCAGGGGAGUGCGAAGGGGCUCCUGAUGAGAAAUCCAAGAAGAGGAAGAAGCAGAAACGGAAGAAAAGCAAAAGCAGGGCCUCUGAGGAGAGGGAGGACCAAGCGCUGCAGGCUGCAGAGGAGUUUUCAGAAGGAGGCAAGAGAAAGCGACCCAUCCAGGAUAAUCACCAAAGGACAGCAGCUGAGGAGAGCAUUAGAGGCAGCCAGGCCAAAAGUUCAGAGCCGACCAGCUCUUCGGAAGAGCACAAUUGUGCCAAGCGACACAAAUCGGAACCUGCCGCUUUGGCCUCUUCCUCCUCUUCCCUGCGGAAGCAAUCUUCCAGUCGGGGGAGGAGAAGCCAAAGUCAGCACGGGAGCAGCGAGGAAGAUGAGAGCGAGGACGGUGACUCCUCCCGCAGGAAAUCGUCGUCCUCGCGGACACAGCGGCAGCACCGGCAGUACAGCGAGGAGGACUCUGAACGCUCGCUAAGCAGGUCCUCCCGGAGAGGGGGGCGUCGCCACAGCCGGCGAGCCUCGUCACACAGCCGCUCCGACUCCAGCAGCUCGGGCCACUCCUCAGAGCGCAGCAGUCGCUACAGCGGUCGCUACAGCGGUCGCAGGGGCCGCAGCUCCUCAGACAGUUACAGUGACUACAGCGAGUGCUCGCGGCAGGGGCGCCGUUCCAAACGCUCUCCCACCUCAGACUCUGACUACGACUGCUCCCGGCGCAGCGGCCGUCGCUCUCACAGACGCCAGUACACUUCAUCAGAGUCCAGCUGCUCACGCAGCAAUAGCAGGGACCGGGGUAGCCGUCGGAGGCGCAGCCACCACCGCAGCUCCUGCAGCAGCAGCCGCAGCCGCAGCCCCAGCUGGAAACGAAGCCGAAGCAGCUACAGCCGCAGUUCAGGCAGCCAGUCCCGGCGGUCGUCCAGCUCCACCAAGGGGUCCUCCAGGGGAGGGAACCGGCAUCACGAGUCCUCUUCCGAGCGACGCCGUCGCAGGGACUUCAACCGCUCCAAAAUAUAUCGUUCCCAGUCCCCGCGCUCCUCCUCCCGCACCCCAGCAAGGAGGGAGGAGACCAGGACUAGCAGCAGCAGCAGCACCUCUCUUCAGCGGACAGGGGCAGCAAGAGGAGGAGCAGCUUCAAUCCACCCUGAACCAAGCGUUGUAGAAGAGAGGAACUCGCUGACUGCCAGGCAGCUGCUAGAAAAAGUGCAGGCCCGCAAGGGGCCAGAGGAUGGUCCUACAGCGCCUGGGAAAGCAGGGAUCAAACUCAAAGAUCCUCCACAGGGAUACUUUGGCCCAAAGCUCCCUCCCUCACUUGGAAACAAGGCUGUUCUUCCUUUAUUCGGGAAGCUGCCCGUGGUCAAAAAGCCUCUGAUGCGCCGACCAGACGAACUGGGAUCCGAGAGGGCAGAAGAGAUGGAAAUUCAUGAGGCAGGUCUGACUGCUGGGGAGGUGGUUUUUGUGGAGCCCAUUCGAGAGUUCCCCCCUCCUCCUCCUCCGCUGCCCCCUCCACAGCUUGGGGAGAACGGACAAGCCCCCCAUGAGGAGAUGCCUGCUGAAGCCUCUACCUGCCUGUUUGAACCAGAGCCUGGCUUCCUAGUCCAGCCCUAUCCCUCUGAGCCCUGCCAGGAUGCUGCCAAGGGGCUGACCGCUCUGGAGCCCUUCCCUCCCGAACUGCAACCUUUUCCAGGGUACACUUCCCAACCCCUGGAGGAAGAUGAGCCAGAAGCAGAGGAGGACUCCUCUUUGGCACCCUUGGAGAGCCAGCCCAUCACCUUCACCCCAGAGGAAAUGGAAAAGUACAGUAAGCUUCAGCAGGCAGCCCAGCAGCACAUCCAGCAGCAGCUCCUCGCCAAGCAAGUCAAGAGCUUCCCAGCAGCUGCCAACCUGGCACCUGCCCCAGCUCUGCAGCCCAUCCACAUCCAGCAAUCUGCAGCGGCCACAGCUACCGCCACCUCCAUCACCACAGUGCAGCACGCCAUCCUGCAGCACCAUGCCGCCGCUGCUGCAGCUGCCAUCGGCCUCCACCCGCACCCCCAUCACCAUCACCCCCAGCAGCUGGCCCAGGUACACCACAUCCCCCAGCACCACCUAACCCCCUUCUCCCUCUCCCCGCUGGGCCACUCUCUUAUCCCAGCCCACCACGCUGCCUUUCUGUCUAGCCAUCCCAUUCACAUCAUCCCAGCCUCGGCUAUCCACCACACCCAGCUGGCGCUGCACCAUGUCCCCCACGCUGCCCUCUACCCCACCCUGUUUGCCCCCCGACCCACAGCAGCCACUGCUGCCCUGCACCUUCACCCCUUCUUGCACCCCAUCUUUUCAGGGCAGGACCUGCAGCACCCCCCAAAUCAUGGCUCCUGAGAGACGGCAUUUCUUUCCCGGCGAUGGCCCUUGCUGCCCCCCCAGGCUCGGCUCAAGGGGCCCUUCCACAUUGUUGCUGCUUAAGCAGAUCUCCACUUUCAGCCCACCUCAAUUGAGUCCUAUUCAAUCAGAGCUCGAGACCCUCAAUCAUCCACUGAAUCACAGCUCGAGGGACAGAAUUCCCGCCCUUUCACUGUAGAGAACCCCCAGCUCUAACCAGUAAGAAGAGAGCACAGCUCCUUAACCUAACUGGGGUUCUUUGUGUUUAAAUAUAUUUGUGGGAGUUCAAAGCAUGAGAGUGCAUGAAAGUUUGUGUUCAUCGUAGGUGGCAUCUUAGAAGCUGCGAGGAGUGCUCGGAUUAAACUUUUGAAACAAUCAUAUAACCCAGAAGUGGAAGCCCAAGCCCAAGUACAAUGGUACAGCUGGGCCUAAUUGUUUAAAGGGAGGGGGAGGGGCGGGGGGACAUAUAAACUGAACCAGGAUCCCUGAGCUCCUGAACUAUUGGGAUUCUGGGCAGCACCUAGAAUACAGUUCUGAAAGGUAAGGGAUAAGGAAGAGCUGUGCUGGGGUGCUGUGAUUGCACAGCCAGGAAACCUGCUAUUUGCAGUUGUUUUUUUUUUUUUUCCCCCACAAGCAUAUAAAUGGACUGCAGACUUUCCAUGUGUGUCAGUAAGGAGAGGCAAUCUUUUCUUUGUUAGACCCAGAUCCUUCAGUCCUCUGUAUUCGCAUGCGUGUCCCCCUGACACUUCACCCACAGAUUGCCUCAUUCAUCCCUCUGCCUUGCGGUCGGGAAUCCUCAGUUAAUGGAUUAAACCAUUCUGAUUACUUUUCAUCUGCAUUGUUUAGUGCAAAAAAUGUGUAAAGAAAAAAUAAGUAAGGAUUUGGGUGUUUUUAGAGCAGCUUGUACAUUAUUCAGGAAUCUCUGAGAAUAAAUGAAAACUGUAUAAAUUGUAAACUAAAUGUGUGUGUGGUGUUUUGUGGUGUUAUCUUUAUCUUUAAAUAGUUAUCUUUAAAAUACGAAAUGUAAGUACCAGGUUUCCUUGCAUUUCAGUAGAGUAAAAGGGGUGUUCAGAAGAAUUACAAGAUGAAGCGUGGUUAAUUGAGCUAAAUAAAUGUGUUGUUAAUUGCCGACAAUGGACUUAUGCUUUCUAUGUUUUGAGUGGAGGCAGUUGUUUAUGUUAGUUAUCUUUGUAUAUCUACAGGUUGAUUCAUAAACAAUAAAGACACGAUUACAGAGCUGCAUGUUCAAAUUGUGCCCCUCCUGGCGUGGUGCACAACUUACCAGCUACAUCGGACACUGAUGUGUGACUUAGCUAUGACAUGCCUAGAUACUUUUCAUGGAAGGCCUUUGCUGCAUUAACUUGGAACUUACUGUGGAAGUGGCCUGUCUGGCCUGUCUGGCCUGUAAACCUGAAACAAAACUAAAAAGACACUUUGUGUGAUAAUAUUUUGGUGCAAUGCUUAUGAAUCAGUCUGUGAGAUAAAUACAUAAAUAAUAAAUUGACAUUAAAGGAAUUAAAAGGUGAGCCAUGUGUUCUUCAUUGCCAAUGGGUGUAUUUCAUUGUUUAUAGGGCCCAUAUUGGUGCUGUUAGUUAACCUUGAGACGUAUAUCUAGGCUGCCUGGUUCCUAAUUAUUGUAAAUGUCUUCCUCACACUCCCUAACACUCAAGUAUUUCUUCUUGUAAGUUUCAAUACUGGAGUGCAGCUUGUUGCCUGAUAACUAAGCUUAUUGUGUUGGAUCUAAAAUUGCAGAAUAAAAAACUAAAACUGCAUAUCAAUGCUUCGACGUUCAGAGCUUUAAAUUGAAUUCAUCAGCGGCUGACUGUUGAAAGUUUUUGAACGCUUGAGUUGGCAAAUCUUUGUUCCUUUUUUUUUCCAUUUUCAUUGUAAACAAUUGCACUGAACUAUAUACGUAAAUGCUGCUUUUGUAGCAACUAACAAUUACGUGAUUGUAGAAUACUGCAAUAUUUUAUUUUUCAAACCAGCAGGGUUACAUUUGGUUCUUAACAUUUAUCUGGCUCCAUGUAAAUAUGUCUGCUGUAGUUUAAAUUACUUGUAAAGGUUAGGGUUUGUAGUUCCAGCUUAAAUGCAAAACAAAAAGUGCUAAGCAUGUAUAUUUUAUUAGAACCCAUGUAUUUUUGAAACUUUUAUGUACUGUAAAAAAAAAAGUUUCUUGAGGUUUAGAAGUUUUGCAUUUGAGAUGUAUUCAGUAGUCUACAUGGUUUGAAUUUAGUUUUUACAUUACAUUUUUAGUGCAUGGGUGAAUGAGGCGGAACUAAAAAAAAAAUGAACAGUUUUUUCUUGAUUGCAGACUGAUUUAGUAUUUAGUUUUUAGCUUGUGAAAAGCAAGGUGCCUUCUGGCUUAGAUAAAUACUUACAAAAAACGGAAGUGGACAGAAGCAGAAAUACAUGUUAUAUAUAGUUUUGUCUUGCAAGUUAUUGACUGACUCAAGCUGUUGCAGCUUGUGGCCACUAGAGGUCUUGUCUGAAUUAAUGUACUUGAUUGGUAAUCAUUGAGAAGGUUAUGCAGUAGCUUACAUUUCUCAUUUUUUCAUUUAAUAUAUUUUUUUACAUCUUUGUUUUCCUCCCUAACUAGUUCUCUUUUUUAAUUCAUACAUUUAGACUUAAUUAAUGAACCUGAAUUGUUAAUAUCAAAAACUUCAUCACUCAGUUCAAAUGAACAAUAAAAAAAUACAGGAUGUUUAGGGUUUUCUAAGGAGGAGCCAUUUCUAGAUAGAUGUCAUUUAAUUAAGUGAAAUUCAGUGUUUUCAAAAUCCUGCAGCGUAGUGUUUUCAGAUACUUUUUUUCAUUAAUAAAUUAAUGCUUCCUUAAUUUUCAUUGAAUACUAAAAAAAAAGCAAGAUAGCUGUCAGUAUGGGAAUGCAGUGAGACCUCUUUUAUAAAUUCAAAAAAUCGGUUUGGAUACCUAAAAUGAAAAUUGUGAUUGUGGCCUGGUUUUUAGUAGUUCUGCUUCAAGCGCCCGUGCACUUGUGACUUACUGAUUUUAAACAGCUUCUUGUAACUUUAAACAAUGCAGUGGAAGGAAAUCCUAACAGACCGUAACUGGCCCAUUGUAUUUAACUUUGUCACAUACACAAACAAGUAUAUUGCUGUAAAAUAAUAAUAAAAAAAAAUCCUUUAUAAUAAAAAGAUUUAUGAACA